Messenger RNA from Mesoplodon densirostris (Blainville's beaked whale), 4304 nucleotides. Its product is annotated as survival motor neuron protein. Gene Ontology annotation, cellular component: cytoplasm; precatalytic spliceosome; nucleus. NCBI's taxonomy places the organism in Eukaryota, Metazoa, Chordata, Mammalia, Artiodactyla, Ziphiidae. The transcript has 9 exons. Gene Ontology annotation, biological process: mRNA processing; regulation of alternative mRNA splicing, via spliceosome. Gene Ontology annotation, molecular function: RNA binding. The record is from RefSeq and is a predicted model, not a curated record. Bases 37 to 909 code for a protein of 290 amino acids.
CCUAGUACACGCUGCGUACCCGGCAGCAGAUUAGCCAUGGCGAUGGGUGGCGGCGGCGGCAGCAGCGGCGGCGGCGUCCCAGAGCCGGCAAACUCGGUGCUGUUCCGGCGCGGCACAGGCCAGAGUGAUGAUUCUGACAUUUGGGAUGAUACAGCAUUGAUAAAAGCUUAUGAUAAAGCUGUGGCUUCAUUUAAGCACGCUCUAAAGAACGGUGACAGUUCCGAAGUUUCAGAAAAACCAAAAGGCACACCUAAAAGGAAACCUGCUAAGAAGAAUAAAAGCCAAAGAAAGAAUACCACAACUCCCUUGAAGCAGUGGAAAGUUGGUGAAAAAUGUGCUGCCGUUUGGUCAGAAGAUGGCUGUGUUUACCCAGCUACCAUUGCUUCGAUUGACUUUAAGAGAGAAACCUGUGUUGUCAUUUACACUGGAUAUGGAAACAGAGAGGAGCAAAAUCUGUCUGAUCUACUUUCCACAACCUCUGAAGUAGCUAAUAAUAUAGAACAGGAUGCUCAGGAGAAUGAAAAUGAAAGUCAAAUUUCAACAGAUGAAAGUGAGAACUCCUCCAGGUCUCCUGUAAAUAAACCAAAUAACAUCAAGUCAAAAGCUGCUCCAUGGAACUCUUUUCUCCCUCCACCACCCCAUAUGCCAGGAUCAGGUCUGGGACCAGGAAAGCCAGGUCUAAAAUUCAGUGGCCCACCACCGCCACCCUUCCCGUCAUGCUGGCUGCCUCCAUUUCCUUCUGGACCACCAAUAAUUCCACCACCACCUCCUAUAUGUCCAGAUUCUCUGGAUGAUGCUGAUGCUUUGGGAAGUAUGUUAAUCUCUUGGUACAUGAGUGGUUAUCAUACUGGUUACUAUAUGGGUUUCAAACAAAGUCAAAAAGAAAGAACGUGCUCACAUUUCAAUUAAGGAGUUAAUUUAUAUACAAUAAAAUGCACAGAUUGGGACUUCUCUGGUGGCACAGUAGUUAAGAAUCCGCCUGCCAAUGCAGAGGACAUGGGUUCAAGCCCUGGUCGGGGAAGAUCCCACAUGCUGCGGAGCAGCUAAGCCCGUGCGCCACAACUACUGAGCCUGCACUCUAGAGCCCGCGUGCCACAACUCCUGAAGCCCGCGCGCCUAGAGCCCGUGCUCUGCAACAAGAGAAGACACUGCAAUGAGAAGCCUGAGCACUGUGAUAAAGAGUAGCCCCGCUCACCUCAACUAGAGAAAAGCCUGCAUGCAGCAAUGAAGACCAAACGCAGCCAAAAAUUAAAUAAAUAAAUAAACUUUAAAAAAAUGCACAGAUUUAAAGUGAAGAGUUUGAUCAGUUUUGAGAAGGUAUACCAUUGUUACUACAUCAAGAUAAAAGAACAUUUCCCUCAGUCCAGAAGUUCCUUUGUACCCCUUUCUAGUGAUUCACCACACUUACCUAUCCUGGCAAUCACCAUUCUGACCUCUGUGAAUAAAGAUUAGUUUUACUUAGUUUAGAACUGCAAUCAUACAGUAUGUUCUCUUUUGCACAGGAUUGUUUUAAAUUAUUAUUACUCGUGGGUUCAGCUAUUGUCCUGAGAUUAUAUAAUGCAACAUAUUUUGAAGACACCAAGUAAUAUAGUUGGAGAAGCUUUUGGAGAAACUAAUUUCUUUUCUUUCUUUCUUUCUUUUUUUUUAAAUUUUUUUAAUGGAAGUAUAGUUGGAUUUACAGUGUUUUAGGUGUACAGCAAAGUGAUUUCAGUUAUACAUAUACAUGUAUGUAUACCCAUUCUUUUUCAGAUUCUUUUCCAUUAUAUGUUAUUAUAAGAUAUCGAAUAUAGUUCCCAGUGCUAUACAGUAGGUCCUUGUUGUUUAUUUUAUAUGUAAUAGUGUGUAUCUGUUAAUCCCAAAUUCCAAACUUAUCCCUGUUCCCCCUUUCCUUUUUGGUAACCAUGUUUGUUUUCUAUGUGAGUCUAUUUCUAUUUUGUAAAUAAGUUCAUUUGUAUCAUUUUUUUAGAUUCCACAUGUAAGUGAUAUCAUAUGAUGUUUGUCUUUCUCUGUCUGACUUACUUCACUCAGUAUGAUAAUCUCUAGGUCCACCCAUGUUGCUGCAAAUGGGAUUACUUCAUUCUUUUUAAUGCCUGAGUAAUAUUCCAUUGUAUAUGUAUAUACCACAUCUUUAUCCAUUCAUCUUUCAAUAGACAUUUAGGUUGCCUCCAUAUUAUGGCUAUUGUAAAUAGUGCCACUAUGAACAUUGGGGUGCAUGUAUCUUUUCAAAUUAGAAUUUUCUCUACAUAUAUGCCCAGGACUGGGAUUACUGGAUCAUAUGGUAGCUCUAUUUUUAGUUUUUUAAGGAACCUCCAUACUGUAGGAGAAAGUAAUUUUCUGAGCUUCGAAGUUCUGAUCCUUUCAUUACUAGUUAUUGUGACACAUAAAUUGACCUUUUAUAUUUUAAAAUGGCAUAUAAUUUAGAGUUGAGCUGCAUUCCACUUUAAAUAAAACUUGGUUUCUAGGCAGAAGAAAGAUGUGAAGCAGUGUACCUGAAUAUUAAUGAGUCUUUGUGUUUAGAUAAAUACUUCUGGUUAGGAGUAAAUAAAAUCUUACAUAUAUAUAUAUAUAUAAAAGAUAGCAUAGCUACCUUGUUUGAUACCACUCAGUUGUUAGGGGAGCAGGAAUUUAAUUUGAAAUUUGUUUGCAUACAAACUUCAUGUUUUUUCCAGCUAAGCUGCUGAUCUGGAACGUUGUACGUUGUUUGGUAAAAUCUGGACCCUGUAGUUUCCCUACUCUUGCCAUUACCUGUAGGUAGAAUUUUGACUUCUAGGAUAUUGUUCAUUUUACUUUUACUGCAAAAUUUGUAAUAAAAAUUUAAAUAAAAUUUAUUUUAAAAAAUCUUACUUUAUAGAACUUGGUUUCAGUAGACUCUUAGCUCUGUGUUAGUUGGGUUUUUAUUGUAAAGGAAACUAGAAACUGUCACAUCAUAUUUGUCUUCCCUUUACAAGUAAUAAUAGCUAUAUUUUUUGAAUGAUUACUGUGUGUUGCUAGGCAUUGUUAUUUCAUUGAAUCUUUUUUUAAAAAAAUAAAUUUAUUUAUUUAUUUAUGGCUGUGUUGGGUCUUUGUUGCUGCUCACGGACUUUCUCUAGUUGCAGAGAGCAGGGGCCACUCUUCAUUGCAGUGCGCGGGCUUCUCAUUGCAGUGGCUUCUCUUGUUGCAGAGCACGGGCUCGAGGUGUGCAGGCUUCAGUAGUUGUGACACAUGGACUCAGUCGCCCCGUGGCAUGUGGGAUCUUCCCGGGUCAGGGAUCGAACCCAUGUCCCCUGAAUUGACAGGCGGAUUGUUAACCACUGCGCCACCAGGGAAGUCCCUCAUUGAAUCUUAAUAGCACUCUCAAGUUAGUUACUAUUAUUCCCAAAUGACUUGCUUUGGACCACAUAGUAAGUGGUAGAACUCUGUAUGACUUCAGAACUCUCUCCAGCUCUUAGCCCCCCAGCAACUGCUUCUGCCAGGCUCUGUGGUGUCUUGUCCUACACGUGCAUAAUUUAGGAUUUGGGCAAGGACCUAACUGGGAAUCCUACACAGAUUUCUGGGGCUCCUUUAAGUCCCUCCUCUCUAGACCUUACCUCCUCAAAUUCCAUCUGCCUUAUUCCAGAGCCUAGACUCCAAUCCCUGUUUCUUCCACCCACUCAGGAAGAACAGUACUCUCUACUCAGGCUCCACCUUUCAUGAUGCAGUUUGGAAAUUGUGUCCAGCCAAAGGGGGUGAAUGCAAAGCUCACCUGUUUCCCUUUCUCAAGAAUCUCACCCUGUGCUCUCUGUUGCCCAAUGCCUGGAAACAGUUGCAUCAUAAAUUGUGCCCAGUUUUAUAACCUAUCACAGGAAAACAAGUACACUACCAGCUAUUCCUCCUAUUUUUAAACAAACGUUUUAUCAUUUUUUUGAAUACUUGGUUGGAUGGCACAAUUCAUUGCAUCACCUUUUCAUUUUGGAACAAUUAAUUUUCAGUUGGAUGAUUUCUGAAAGAUUAAUCUGUUGUGAUGGUUAAAACAAAAUGUGCUAAACAAUGAUAUUACACUCUAUCUCUCAAGUACAUAAGGUUCAUAUGUCAAAUUCGGGGUUAUUGGGAUGUAUGUGUAUGUGUGUGUGUAUAUAUAUAUAUACUUCUCUAUGACAGUAGUAGGUCUAUUUUGGGCUUUUUUUGUUUAACUGUAGUUCCGUAGAAUUAUUUUUGUGAAUUGUUGAUUAGUUUCAUGUAUUGGGCCUCAUAAUCUAAUUAGUGCUGUAGAUCAUCAUGUGUUGUCAUAUUGCUUCCCCAAAAGAAUAAAUAGUUACUAAAGCCCUCAUCCUUUACACUUAUCGUAA